Gossypium raimondii (Peruvian cotton) is the source of this 2360-nucleotide messenger RNA. RefSeq names its product serine/threonine-protein kinase PEPKR2. Gene Ontology annotation, molecular function: ATP binding; calcium-dependent protein serine/threonine kinase activity; calcium/calmodulin-dependent protein kinase activity. The record is from RefSeq and is a predicted model, not a curated record. Bases 652 to 2073 code for a protein of 473 amino acids. The transcript is spliced from 4 exons. Lineage: Eukaryota; Viridiplantae; Streptophyta; Magnoliopsida; Malvales; Malvaceae. Gene Ontology annotation, cellular component: cytoplasm; nucleus. Gene Ontology annotation, biological process: peptidyl-serine phosphorylation; intracellular signal transduction; protein autophosphorylation.
ACAUAAGAGCAGCAGGCACCGUGGAAGCAACGCACUCUCUCUCGGUCACGCUUCUUUUCAUCUUCUUUUCUUUUCUUUUCUUUUCUUUUCUUUUCUCUGACACUAAGAACGAAAGAAAAUAAUUUAGUAUAGUAUAUUAGUUUUCAAUCAAAGCAUGAAGAAACUUUCCCUUUCCAUCAAACCCCUCUUCUUUUAAUACUUCAUGAUCCCCGUAUUCCCUUUCAUUUGUUUUCCCUCUCCAUCAAGGUUGUAUUUGCAGAAAAAAGCAGAUCGAUACUGAGAAUGUUUUAUAUGUCUGUUGAUAUGGCUUGAAAGAAGAAGAACAAGCGGCUUCCAGUGUCUAAGUUUUAACCUUCUCUGAAUGGCUUCUUCACCUUUGUGUUUAAAGUUUAAUUGAUAUAUAAAUGAAUAGAAUAAUGGUGUCAUCUGAAUACCUUUUUCCGGAAAUGCAGGAAGUGCUCAAAUAUUUAACUUUAUGGUAGUGUAGUUUAUACAUAAUUUUUGCUUUUAAGGAACUUAGUUGUUGAGUUUAUGUUUGAGAAAUUUUGGAGUUUUGUUAUUAACUCAGUGAAUCCAUUACCUUGCUGGGUUGCUAGUGCCUAGUAGUUAACCUUUAGAAAUGUUGGCAAGUAGUCUUCCUUGAAAUGUUCAAUGGAAACCCUUGGGAAGAAGAGGAAGGGCUUGGAAAUGUUGCCAUCAUGUCGUAGCUCCUUUUCUCCUAUAACGGUUGUUUGGCCUCACUUGUCACUGGAAGAUUACUCGAGGCAGAAAAGGAAGUGUAAGGAACAUGAAGUGCUUAAAGUAGCUGUUGCCUCUGUUACGAGAGUAGUCAAAGGGAUUGCCAUUGCCCCACCUUGUGGGAGUGCAUCUUUGGAACCACCCAAUAGGGGCCUUAAGAGGAAAAUUGGGUGUAUUGAGGCAGCAACUCAAUUUGGUCGGAAAAAGAAGAUUGAGCAAGAUUAUGAUUUGGGUGCAACAAUUGGGAGUGGAAAAUUUGGAUCGGUUGUAUUGUGUCGAAGUAAGGUGAAUGGCGAAGAGUUUGCAUGCAAAACGUUACGCAAAGGUGAAGAUCUUGUGCAUCAGGAAGUGGAGAUAAUGCAACACCUCUCUGGUCAUCCUGGUAUUGUGACAUUGAAGGCAGUGUAUGAGGAUCUGAAAUCUUUCUUUCUUGUGAUGGAGCUUUGCUCCGGGGGACGGCUGCUCGAUCAGAUGGCUAAAGAGAGGCGUUAUUCAGAGUACCAUGCCGCUAAUAUACUCAAGGAACUGGUUCUAGUUAUCAAAUAUUGCCAUGAUAUGCGUGUCGUUCAUCGGGAUAUAAAGCCUGAGAAUAUCCUUCUCACAGCUACUGGACAGAUGAAGCUCGCAGAUUUUGGAUUAGCUGUGAGGAUGUCAAAUGGUCAGAGCUUGACAGGUGUGGUAGGCAGUCCUGCUUAUGUUGCCCCAGAAGUUCUAACAGGCCAUUAUUCGGAAAAAGUUGACAUCUGGAGUGCUGGUGUCCUCCUUCAUGCCCUCUUGGUUAGUGUGCUUCCAUUCCAUGGUGACUCUUUGGAUUCAGUAUUCGAGGCUAUUAAGAAUGCUGACCUUGAUUUUGAGAAUGGUGCGUGGAGGUCCAUAUCUCAACCUGCACGAGAUCUGGUUGCACGUAUGCUGACAAGAGAUGUUUCAGUGAGGUUAACUGCUGAUGAAGUAUUAGGGCAUCCAUGGAUAUUGUUCCAUACUGAAGCAACAUUGGGAAUGGCUGCUCUUGAGACAAAAAUGGGAAACCAUGAAAAACCGGCUUCCCCACAACUGACCGUCUCACCUGGGGUUGUGUCGGAGAGAAGCAAGAUGAUACCCAAUGGCUUUCUCAAUGAUGAUUCUUUCCUGUUUUUAUCAUCUAAUAGUUCAUCUACAAGGUCAGAAGUGCAAGACAGCGCAUUGGUUGAUGCUCUCACUGUUGCGAUUUCUCGCGUGGCGAUAUCUGAACCAAAAAGAACCAGGCUAUGCGGCCCUACUGGUUCUAUUCAACAAGAGUGUUCUUCUAACAUUAAGGUCAACAACAACAACAACAACAACCUCUGUACAGCAUUUUGAGUCCACUGCAUUAAAAGUGGUUAUAACCGUGGAGGAUAGCUCACCAUGACUGAAGCUUUCAACUGGAUGGCAAAUACUAUAUGAUAGUUAUAAAUAAGCUGACUCUUCUAAUUGUUAUGAUCCAUGACCUAGUUCCUGCUACUGUUUUUUAAGAGAAGCGUAUUUGUUUUGAGACUUUAUGCGAUUGACUUGUAUGUAAUCUGGGUUGUAUGUAUUAUUACUUAACUUACUGGGAAGUGUUGGAUCUGCAGAUUUGAUAUGUAAAUAGAAACUGCAUUUUAUGGACA